CGGGAAACAAAAGGAGGUCAAGGGCGCAUGCGUUUGGUAGGUCCCGGAUUCUGGUGGGUCCUUCCGCUCAAGCAGGUGGAAGCGCUUCCGGGUCGCCGGCGGCUACCGCCUUGCGGAGCGUCUAGGAGUCAUGUCAACUUUGUUCCCCUCACUCUUCCCCCGUGUGACUGAGACACUGUGGUUUAAUCUGGAUCGACCCUGUGUGGAGGAGACAGAGCUGCAACAGCAGGAACAGCAACAUCAGGCCUGGCUCCAGAGCAUCGCAGAAAAAGACAACAACCUGGUACCUAUUGGCAAGCCAGCCUCCGAGCACUAUGAUGAUGAGGAGGAAGAAGAUGACGAAGAUGAUGAGGAUAGUGAAGAAGACUCAGAGGAUGAUGAGGACAUGCAGGACAUGGAUGAGAUGAAUGACUACAAUGAGUCACCUGAUGAUGGAGAGGUCAAUGAGGUGGACAUGGAAGGCAAUGAACAGGAUCAGGACCAGUGGAUGAUCUAGCUAGACAGGGCAGGGGUGGUUUCAGGGAGAUCCCUGGCUAGCCCAACCUGCCUUGCACCAUCUGCAGAACCAGCUGAUGGCUCCAGUGCCUGAAAGUGCAACUUCAGGUACCUCCUCACCUGCUGCCAGGAACUGGUCUCCUUGGCCCUUCCCAGGCCAUCAGCCUGCCCUUGAAUCCCUAGGGUCAGAGCUAGUACCUCAACCCAUGAUUCCCAGGUCUGGCCUCUUUCUAACUCUCUUUAAUAAAGACACAGGACUGAUUGUUUUUUCCCCCA
This is a messenger RNA of Choloepus didactylus (southern two-toed sloth), 771 nucleotides long. It is a transcript of the gene ANAPC15, whose product is annotated as anaphase promoting complex subunit 15. Bases 131 to 496 code for a protein of 121 amino acids. Gene Ontology annotation, biological process: regulation of mitotic cell cycle spindle assembly checkpoint. NCBI's taxonomy places the organism in Eukaryota, Metazoa, Chordata, Mammalia, Pilosa, Megalonychidae. The record is from RefSeq and is a predicted model, not a curated record. Gene Ontology annotation, cellular component: anaphase-promoting complex. The transcript has 5 exons.